Molecule: messenger RNA, 150 nt
Organism: Entrophospora sp. SA101
Lineage: Eukaryota; Fungi; Glomeromycota; Glomeromycetes; Entrophosporales; Entrophosporaceae
Source: the annotation of a GenBank genome assembly
AUGGAUACUUUUGUUAAUAAUUUUAGAAAAACUACCUUUUCCUCAAUCGGUAAAGAUGUAUUUAAUGAAUUUCUUGGUUAUGGAAGACGCGGAUUUGAUAAUGCAAAUGAAUUUGCCAGUCCAAAUUUCGAAUUUCCAGCUUGCCAUAAU